Messenger RNA from Phycodurus eques (leafy seadragon), 6961 nucleotides. RefSeq names its product microtubule associated tumor suppressor 1b (gene mtus1b). Bases 1228 to 5034 code for a protein of 1268 amino acids. Gene Ontology annotation, molecular function: microtubule binding. Lineage: Eukaryota; Metazoa; Chordata; Actinopteri; Syngnathiformes; Syngnathidae. Gene Ontology annotation, cellular component: nucleus; cytoplasm. The transcript has 18 exons. The record is from RefSeq and is a predicted model, not a curated record.
CCAGGACUUUGCCAGCCAAUCUCAGGGUACAGGCAGACAAACAACCAUUCACACUCACAUCAACAUCUAUGGACAAUGUAGAGCCAAGUUCAAUUAACGAACCUAACAUCCAAACUCCACAAAGCCCAGAUUUGAACCCAGGAACUCGCAACUGUGAGGCAGCCGUGCUAACCACUCGACCACCACCAUGCUACCUGUGUCCGAUAACAGUUAUGAAAAGUUUCUGGGUCCAAUAGAUGUUCAACCUUAAUAAUCCAAUUCUCAUUGAGAGCAACUCCUCAUUUUCUAAACACUGACUUUUGUACUGCCUAUUUGGUCUCUACCUAUAUUACCACCAGAUUACAUUGACUUCACUCAAAUCCUGCUGAGCUCGUUUUCCCCUUGACCUAAUGUGACCAGAAAAGGGGAGGGGGACUUAAUUAACCAAACGGCACUGGCCCCUCCUAUGUUUUUUUGGGUGGACGGUGGUCCUUGAAGGGGUUUAGGUUACCUGGCAGUCACGCAUCCACCUACCCACUCGCAUUGCUGUGUAAACACAUGACUGAGUCAUACCUCCCACCCUGCACUGGCCUGUCUGUCUUUGGGUAUUGCUCUACUCUGCCUGUGGCACACACAUUUGUCUUGCCUGGUCUGAAUUGCCAGAAGCAAAAAGAUUGUCCAUAGAACGCUGUGUCUUGGUCUCCCUGCCUUCCCUUUCCCUCUUAUGACCACGUCACGCACUGCGUAGUCUUUCCCUGUCCUGUGUAUACGCGCCUCCCCACACCAGUGAUAAUGUGAUGUGACGCAUGAGCGUGCGAUGCAGCGUGCGUGGGGUUUGUGUGUGUGUGAAUGUGUGUGUGUAUGCGGAGGAAGAAUGACUAUGUAGAGAAUUGUGUGCAUGUGAAGACACAGUCAAGUACAUGCCAGACUGAAACAGGGAGAAUAGUCGAUCUGAAGGAGCUUCGAUGAUUUUUCAUCCCCACCCAUUUUUGUGACGAUGCAGCUAGAGAGGAAUACUCAACUAUAAGUUAGAGGUCUGAUGUUGUGGUCUGACAAUGAAGCAAUAACACGCAUCCCUUUUGGAUACUGAAGUGACGCUCCAAACCUCCUGAGUCCAGACAAUGGAUUGGACUUUUGAUCAAACAUCCAUGUAGAGUCUAAAGAUGUUCAGAUUGUUUGUUUGUUCAGCUCAAGGUUUUUGAAUACUUUUGCAGCAUUAUAUGGUGGCUUAAUAGUCCUUACAGUAAGAUGAGUGUUUCUAAGUCCAGUGAGCGUGUCACAGAGGAGAAGAGCGACACCGGCAUGAGACUCUCUCUUCACAGUGCAGGACACCACAAUGGAAACACUUUUGCAACCUCCUCAUCUUUUUCCUCGCCAUCCUUCUGUUUGGGGGAAUCCUCUCCAGAGUCGUUGUGCAGUAGUGGGUAUACUGACAGCCCACAAGACUAUGAUAUGCUCAAAGUCACCCUGACCACUACUUUAUUGACAGGAACAAAAGACAUUGUAGAGGAUGCCAUUUCCAACUGGGAGCAAGAGGACAAAAGUAUGCUCAGCAAAAAUAGUGAUGCUGCAUUUGAAAAGAUUCAAACAGCAAAUGAGCGGUCAAAAUCAAAUGAAAACUCUAUAUCAGUUUACCUUGAUGCCUGUGCUGGUGAACACCAAGAAAACAGGAAUGGCAAUGACAGCGACAACCUCGCACUGUCCCUAUCUUUGAUAUCCGAUGCUGUUGACCAUGGUAGUAAUGGUAACAACAGAUAUAGAGAGAGACAUGGCUCAUUAACUCCAGACUCAGAAGCAACAGGAAUUAUUGACGAUGAUGAUGUUGCUGGUGACGAUGAUGAUGAUGAUGAUGAUGAUGCUGAAGAUGAAGCUUUGUAUUUUUCAAUCAGCUCAGAUAUUGGUGUACGGAGAACGAGCGCAGCCUACACAAGCUCACCUAAUCUGAGCCUCUUUAGCAGAGCGCACUCUGCACUGAUGCCUGAGCUCCAGAUAAAGGGGACUGGAACAAUGAGUGAUCAGGGAUCAGAGGUAUUGUUAGAAGAAGUACAGAUUACCUGUCCGCUGGAUUCUCUUGGCGAAACGCCUGAGGACAUUAGUGACCCCCCCCGCAAAGUAGCUGUUACUCCCUCUGCAGUGAGUCUUGUCCAAGAUACCAAGGACAUUGCACAAAUGCUAAAUUGCACAGAAACGUAUGUGUUGGUCCCCAAACUCACCAGCUCUCCAAGUAGACUAAAAGUCAAAUCAGACAUUGCACUUGUCCCCUUGGCUGGAGAUUGCAAAAUGACAAAUCGUAACGAAAAUGGGCUCUCCAAAUUGGACCUUAAAAACAUCAAGGCUAAAGUUGGAUCACGACCCACCCAGUCUGCACAAAAGAUAACUUUCCAGAAUCGAUCUGUUUCAGAAAUUGGAAGGAAGGCGGCACCGAGGAAGGGAGAAAUGAAGGCUUUUUAUGGGGGUAAAAGGCAAAGCCCAUCUCCUGGUAAUGUCAAAGUGGCUUUGGUGCUGAAACCCACCCGAGGAAAGAGCACUUUCAUCAAAACCAGCCCCAAGGCAGCAGCCUUUGACUCCAAAAAGUCAAAACGGCCGAGUGGAGCCUUCAGUGGAAGACCGUCACACUGCACGAGUGCCAUGCACACAGAGGUGGCAGAGGAACAAUACCGGGUCACACCCAGAAAGGUAGCCCAGGAGGUAUCCGAUAAAUGCCUAUUAAACGUGGAGUCUCAGUAUCAGAGUACAAUACCGGGUGAAGAAUGUGUGGAAGACUAUUGGGAGGGGACUGGUGAGGCUCUACAGACUCUGGGCAAUCUGGACAAACCAAGGAAUCAUACCUGGAAAGUCUCCAAAUUAGGGCCCACUGUAAGGCCGCCGGGGAAAAGCAUUCGAGUGGAUAAAGGACUAGUUCCACCUCCAGGGACUGGACCUCCAGGACCAGAGGGCCCCAGGCCCCGGCAAAGCCAGAUUAAUGGACCUAUGUUGAAAGAAGUUGGACAGAGUGCUGGAGAUGGAUCUCCAAUGAGAGUGAAAAACAUUCAAAGUCAGAGCAAUGGUGUCCCCAGACCCCGCCUCACAUUAGAGCAGCCGGCUUCACCAUUGGUCCCGAGCUUUUCAAAUUCCAACUCAAAAUCUAGAGCUACUCUCCAACCAGCCUUUGGGCCACCAGUUUUAAAUGCUGCAUCAAAGCUUCCUGUUAAAGGGUUACCCUCAAACCUUAUUGUUUCACCCCUGGGAUGCAAUGAGAACAACGGACCCACAAGCAAAGCUUCUCCAAAAUCUUCAUGUAUUGGUACCAGGUCAGCUGAGAGGGCCAGCAGAAGCAAUCCUCCAGUAGGCAGUCAGAGUGGGAAAAAAACCUUGGGUCCCACUAGUUCCUGCGACACUGUUACCUGUUUUAACAGCACUUGUGUUACUGCUGUUCCAAAGUCUCCUGCAAUGAGAAGCAAAGCUCUGUCACCGCAGUCUCGAACAACAGCCACAGGUCUGAAGAUCCCCUCAGUCAACAACCACAACACGGCCAAGACAGCAACAGCUAAUCAAACAGCUAAGACAUCUUCAACUGUCAAUCAGGUGCCGACAAAACAGGCAUCCCAUUAUCCAUUGCAAAAGAGCGGCUUGGCAAGGGUCAGUGGACUCAAUGGAACAGUUGACAAAAGCAAGCCCCGGGAUGUCCAUGCAAGAUCCACAAACAAUUGCAGCAGUUCUCCAGUUCCAGCACUUACAGCAGGACACAGGCAACAGGAUCCAUCUCGAGCGCUGGUACCGGAUGUGGUGAAUGCCAAUGCGCCAGGGACAACAGUUUCCUCAGUGCCUGUCGCUGUUUCCACCAACACUGGGUCAGGCACCACAGGACCCCCCGCACUCGCGUUCAAAGCAAGACCAGGUUCACGGUCGAGCGCCAAACAUAGAGCACGGUUGCAAAAUGCGCCCAAGCCCGGUGCGGCCACAGCUAAACAGAACCAGAGCAAAGAGCCGACGGAGAAGAACAACCAGGCCGGCCAGCUUUGGAAACUGCUCAUCCAAGCAAAUAAAAAAGUGGAGGCUCUCGCUACUGUCGUUCAACAUCUCUUCAAUGAGCGUGAAGAGACUUUAAAGCAGAAGAAGGACCUGUCACUACAACUGGCAAAACUCAAAAAUGAGCUGGUGGAAUCGUCUCAGUGCUGUGACCGUUUGCACAAGGAGAAGGAAGAGGCCCGCAUCAGUUUGGAGGGGGUGCUGAGAAGGCUUGAUGAGCAGCACAAGGUGGAACUGGUUCAACUGGAGGACAGAUUAAAGCGUUUUUACCAAACGGAGUGGGACAAAGUCCAUCAAACGUACCAGGAAGAGGCUGACAAAUGCCGCAUGUUAAUGGAAAGACAGGUGGAGGAGAUGAGGACCAGACAGGAAGCUGAGAGGAAGAACCAGGCAGCAAGUCAUAGCCAAAUCAUGGAGUCUCUCAGAGAGCAACAUGAGACCUCCCUACAAGAGCUAAAGAGAAUUCAGGAAAUUGAUCUGGAGAAUCUGGACAAAACACGAAAGGAAACAGAAACGAUUCUUUCGGACAAACUAUCCGAGCUGUCAGCUGAGAACGCCAGCCUGAAUGAAAAGCUGAAAGCAGAGGAAGAGAGGCGGAUACUUGCAAACAAGAGUCUGAAGGACUCCCACACUGUGUAUCUGGAGCAGGAGCUCGAAAGUUUAAAGGUGGUGCUCGAGAUCAAGAAUAACCAGCUGCACCAAAAAGAAAAGAAGCUCAUGGAAAUGGACAAACUGGCUGAUACAAAUGUGAAACUGGAGGAAUGUAUGACAAAGGUUCAACAGGAGAACGAGGACUACAAAGCCAGGAUGGACAAACACGCUGCUCUCUCAAAGCAGCUGUCCAGCGAGCAGGCCAUACUCCAGCAGACUCUCCAGAAAGAGUCCAAGGUCAACAAGCGUCUGUCAAUGGAGAACGAGGAGCUGCUGUGGAAGCUACACAACGGCGACCUGCUGGGGAGUCCACGCCGCCUCUCCCCCACCUCUCCCCUCAGCUCGCCACGGAACUCCGCGUCGUUCCCUGCCGCCGCGCCUUUAUCUCCGAGAUAGCGCCGUCUUCCCCUCCUCUAAGGGUCUCGUUCCAAGCGCCACGAAGAUGGACGCAGGAUCCAAAACUUGGACAGCGUUGGAUGGACGAACUUGUACAUUUUGAACUAUUUGCAGUCAAAGACUGUUGCUUUGAAAACAGAGAAAUCGCAGAUGUACAGAUGCACUUCGAUGUGAGCGUGGGGCUUGUUUAGCUCCUGACUACCAAAUGCCAACAAUCGUCCUCUUUUUUUCUCAAGAAAAUCCCAGGCAUAACUCAGGGUCUGUAUAUAGCACCUCUCUUGUGUUAUGGCUAGCUACCUUUUUUUUUGUUUUGUUCUUUUCGGUUAUGUACGCAUUAAGGAGGAGGCCGGCAACUCGGGUUGCGUUCGGGCUGCAAAUCAUAAUCCGUCAUUUAAAUUUUUUUUUGGGGGGGGGGGUUUGACAAGGAUUGUUUGCCUUUGUUCUUCUUUUAAAAUGGACCGUUUUCUCCCCAAAGAGCGACGCGCAAUCACCGGUCUGCUUCAGACCUCUGGAAGAAGGAAAUGAACUUCGCAUGCGUGUGUGCGCAAACAAGAACUUCUACUCGGUUGGGUUCAACUGACCUAAACCCAUAGACUUGAACUUGGACGUUCUUGUUCUGUGUUUGCUCCUUCCAACCUUAGUCUACUAUGAGGAAUGUAAUUCUCCUUGGAUGUUAGGUCUGUGCCGGCCCGAUUAGACCCCACCUUCCAUUUCUAUAAGGAAAAUGCUUGUAACUGUAUCCCCCCUGUUUAACUAACUGACACCUGUAAAAUUACCCAAUUGAUUAGAUCACUUAACAUUGUCACAUUUGACUGAGCUUUCCCACAGUGAAAACAUUCAUUUCGAGACGCUGGUCUUUUAGUUUGACUUUUUGCUGUUACUCCUCAAAAACGUUAAAUGUACCCACAAUUCCUCAGUAUGGUCUCUUUUAUUUUGACAAUGGGAUGAGCACAGUAUGACAUCCGAUUCUCGUGAUGUUUCAUUUGUUGUUCAUGUACAAUGAUGCUAUAGUACCAAAAAUGAAACAGCAGACGUACACUUUGUACAGACUACAUAAUAGAGUCUGCCAUUGUAACUGUAAAAUUAGCCUGUAUUUUUUGUAUUCAUUUUAUUUUGAUUUUUUUAAGCCUAUUGGCCUAGUGGGUGACCAGAUAUAUAACCCACCGCUUUCUUGGGGUCCAGUUUUCCCGGCACCAUGGCCUGUGGGCGCUCAAGGUCAGCAGCUCGUACCAUCAUGACCACUGAUUUGAUGGAGUACCACCACCCGUGCCACGUGUACCACACCAUCCCAUCAUCAGUCAUCGCUUGGUACGGGCCUUUGUAGUAAUGACCGUUAAGGUUCCCUGCAUCACACCUGACCGCAGGAAUUCACAAUACAAGGAAAGAACACUGAACACAUUUAUGAAGACAUUUUUCUGCACGUUGGAUUAAUGAAAGUGAGAAAAUGUUGUUUUGACCUGCUGAACCACCAGCCCGACUUGCUGUGCCUGAUACACUUGCCAUCUCCACCAGGCCGCUUAUCGUAGGUGCUGAAUUUGACCCCGGCCGAACUGCUGCCUGGAGCUGGCCGUUUGGUGGUGUGCGGGUCAGCCAGGGCAUCCCCUGCAUUCCCGUUGUACUCCCCCAAAUGCAACUGGUACAGGUCCUUUGACAGAUUAGUCAUAAUAAAAAGGUGAAAAAAAAAGUUCAACGUCACGGUCAACGUUUCAAAACGUUAUGUAAUAUGCAGGGAAGUGUUGGGAUACAGAAGCGCAGAUUCAACAAUUGUGAAAAUGGUCAAAUAGGUGCAUGAGAUAUCCAGAAUGAGCAGAGGGGGAUUGAGAAGGGGCCGAAUCGCAGGUGUGUCAGAAGACUUCCUGAGACUGGCGUCACAAAUGGACAUACGGUACAGUACGUUCAAACCCAAAGUAUGUUUAGUUGGGUUAAG